Molecule: messenger RNA, 2013 nt
Organism: Octopus sinensis (East Asian common octopus)
Lineage: Eukaryota; Metazoa; Mollusca; Cephalopoda; Octopoda; Octopodidae
Product: zinc finger protein 93-like
Exons: 2
Coding region: 525-1766 (413 amino acids)
Biological process (GO): regulation of transcription by RNA polymerase II
Molecular function (GO): RNA polymerase II cis-regulatory region sequence-specific DNA binding; DNA-binding transcription factor activity, RNA polymerase II-specific
Source: RefSeq, a predicted model, not a curated record
UAAAAAUUGCUACCUUAGUAUUAGCAAUCGACAAAACGAGGUACAAAACAUUCGGAGUGAGAUUUCGUUUCGUUGAUUUUUCUGUGCCGGUUUUUGCAAUAUCUCCAAAUAAUAUUUACCGUUAGAUCACUCCUUCGCUUAAUUAAAGAUCUUUCACAUUAAUCACUGAUUUAUUUAUCAUAACAGAAUAUCAGACGUCUGUGGCAUAAGCAAGAUUUUCCUGCAGAUACAUUCGUGAAUAUUGAUCAUCUUUUGAAGACUAAUGGAAGAUGUUAUAAAUAAAAGACAUAACCCUGUUUCUGGAAAAAGUGAAAUAUUUCUUCUGAAUUAGUAGCACCAUUUUCUUUCUACAUUGCCUGGAAUAUUUAUAAAGGUAUCUCUCAUUGUGUUUGAACUUGGAAAAAUCUGCAAAGAUCAGACUUGCUGAAAAUAUGGUAGUUGAAGUAUUCGGAACAUUAUAGGAAUAUAUAAAAAAAAGGAAACAAGAAAUAUAUAAUUUGUGGUUGUAUAAGAAAUAUAGAACAAUGAGUCAUUUAAAGGAUAGCUUAUUUUCUGAAGAGAUGGCAAAAGAAAGAGAAAAACCAUCAUACAGUUGUGAUAUUUGUAAAAAGUCAUUAUCUAGUCAGGGAAAUCUCAACGUUCACAAGCGUAUUCAUACAGGUGAAAAGCCACAUCAGUGUGAUAUUUGUGGUAAAUCAUUCUCUGAAAAAGGUACUCUUGAUACUCAUAAAUACAUUCAUACAGGUGAAAGACCCCACAAGUGUGAUAUUUGUGGUAAAUCCUUCUCUUACACCAGCAGCUUUAAUAAACACAAGAAUAUUCACACAGGCGUGAAACCAUAUAAUUGUGAUGUCUGUGGCAAAUCCUUCUCUCAAAAGAGUGGCCUUGCUACACACAAAUACAUUCAUACAGGAGAGAAACCAUAUACCUGUGAUAUCUGUAGUAAAUCAUUCUCUCUAAGAAAGAACUUAGCCGAUCACAGACGCAUUCAUACUGGAGAAAAACCAUAUCAGUGUGAUAUCUGUGGAAAGUCUUUCUCUCAAAAGAAUUCCCUUACUUCUCACAAAUAUAGUCACACAGGAGAGAAACGAUAUUACUGUGAUGUCUGUGGUAAAUCUUUCUCUCAAAAAUGCAAUGUUACUUCUCACAAAAUUAUUCAUACAGGCGAGAAACCACAUUGCUGUGAUAUCUGUGGUAAAUCAUUCUCCUUAGGAAGUAGGUUAACCAUCCACAUACGUAUUCAUACAGGAGAGAAGCCAUAUCACUGUGAUAUCUGUGGCAAGUCAUUCAAUGUAAAACAUAUGUUAGUCGAACAUGGACGCAUUCACACUCGUGAAAAACCAUAUCACUGCGAUACCUGUGGAAAAUCAUUCUCUCGCAAAGGUACCUUAAAUCAACACAAAUCCAUUCAUACUGGAGAGAAGCGAUAUCACUGUGAUAUCUGUGAUAAAUCAUUCUCUGGAAAAAAUAAUUUUGCUGAUCACAUAUACAUUCACACAGGAGAAAAACCAUAUCAUUGUGAUAUCUGUGGUAAAUCAUUCUCUUACAGAACUGGAUUUACAACUCACAAAUUUAUGCAUACUGGGCAGAAACCCCAUCAAUGUGAUAUCUGUGGUAUGUCAUUCUCUCAAAAAAGGAGUGUUGCUAUUCACAGACGCAUUCAUACAGGAGAGAAACCAUUUCAUUGUGACAUUUGUGAUAAGUCAUUUAGUUACAGAAGUGCCCUUACUAGGCACAAAUAUAUUCAUAGGAGUGAGAAACCAUAGCACUUAGAGAUCUUUGGUGUAAGUUAUCCCUUUGAAGAAAUAAAUUAGCUGAACAGAGACACAUUCACAUGAGAGAAACCACAUUGUGAUUUUUGUGGUAAGCCAUUUUCCCAGUCAGGUCACUUAACUCUUUCGUUACCAACCCUGCUGAAACUGCCUUUGGCUCUGUAGUACAAAUGUCUUUGUUUUCAUAAGUAUUGAAUUAAAAUCUUCCACCAAACCUUAGUCACAAUUUAUGUUCCUAACA